Zootermopsis nevadensis is the source of this 1404-nucleotide messenger RNA. The record is from RefSeq and is a predicted model, not a curated record. NCBI's taxonomy places the organism in Eukaryota, Metazoa, Arthropoda, Insecta, Blattodea, Termopsidae.
AUGCUUCUGGCUUUUUGCCUGUUUGAAGUGUCCCUCGCGUUUAAUGUCGGCAUCAGGAGUCGAGCUGAUGACUCAGAUUUCUUGCCUGGCCAGCCAUCUGAUGAUCACGUUAUCAUCUCAGAUCUUGUUCCUGAAGAAAGUUCAGUUGUCAUAAAACCAGUGUCGUAUUCCUAUACGACAAAGAACACAGAUCAGAAGCCGUUAGGAAGCGUCGUCCAUGCAUCAUCACCUGGAGAUCAACAGCGCAGAUCCGCAGUGAAUCAUGGGACAGUUAGGCCAGCUGCAAGUCACGAUACAGUUGUACACCACGUCACUCCGCAGCGCAGCGACUCGCCUCAACAGCACGAAAGAGCAGCUGCUGAAGAGAACCGCCAGCCACGACACGAGAAGACGACGCAUCACGGGGCAGAACCAAGUCGCAAACACGUGUAUGAAGAGCAACAAGGGAGGAAGCACUUUCGUGAUGAAGACGAGGAGGGACAGGAAGGAACGAGGAAUCUUGAUACCGUGGCUCGCCAUGAGGAGCAGAGAGGGCGGAAACAGCCUCACAGAGAACCCGAUGUAGAGGAAGAGGAGGAGGAGGUUCCUGUUCGUCGUGAUGAAGUAGGACCUAAGAAGCACCACGUUGGUGCUUCUGAGGUAGUGGAACAAAGUCGGAAGCGACUGGAAAAAAAUGGCGGGGGCGGCGGCGGCGGCGGAGGCGGUAGCGGUGGUCACGGAGGCGGCCAUCAUGAGAAGGGAGGCGGAAAAGAACAUCACGCAGACCACCACGAAACUGAUGGCCACAAGGGUGAUAAGGGCUAUAAGGGACAUCAUAGCUACGACAAGGGCGAAAAGGGACAUCACGACAAAGAGGCGCACAAGGGUCAUUACAGCGACCACGGGGGGAAGAAAGCGGAGCAUCAUGAAGGAGGAGGUCACCACGGCGAGCACCAUCAUGGUGAGAAGGGCGAGAAGGGCGCAAAGUACGGUGAAGAGGGUGAUCACAAGAAGGGACACAGCACUAAGGGCGAGCACAACGUCCACAAGAAGGACGAAUACGAAAAGAAGCACGAGUUCUAUGACGAACAUCACGAGGGAGGCGAACACAGUAAGUUUGGAGAGUUCUUCGGCGAGCAUGAGGGCAAGGAGGGCGGUCACAAAAAGGGCGGACAUCACAAGUCCGGUUACCAUGACGACCACUUCGGCAAGAAGGGCCAUCACGAAAAGGGACAUCACCACGACGAUCACAAGGGCCACAAGGGCGAGGAUGGCCAUGAGGAACAUCACGGACACAAAGAGGAGUACGGCAAAAAGGAGGGUCACGAGGAAGGAAAGAAGUGGGGUUAUAGCAGUGGAGACGGCGGUCACGGAGGAGGUGGGGGCGGGGACAUAAUUUACUUCCUCAUAACCCCUCGAACGUAG